Cornus florida is the source of this 654-nucleotide messenger RNA. RefSeq lists its product as uncharacterized. Bases 1 to 654 code for a protein of 217 amino acids. Lineage: Eukaryota; Viridiplantae; Streptophyta; Magnoliopsida; Cornales; Cornaceae. The record is from RefSeq and is a predicted model, not a curated record. Gene Ontology annotation, molecular function: zinc ion binding; nucleic acid binding. The transcript has a single exon.
AUGUUGGAAAAAACAUACUCCACAUUUCAUGCCUCAAAUGUGCUCCUACAACAGCAAUAUAGAGAGCGCAAAUUUACCAAAUAUUCUGAGAUGAUUUCUUGUUUGUUGGUGGCUGAACAGAAUAAUGAGCUUUUGAUGCAAAACCACCAGUCCCGUCCCACUGAAUCUGUACCAUUCCCAGAAGCGAAUGUGUCAUCAUUUCACGGCCAUGGACAUGAACAUGGAUGCAGACAUCGUGGUGGUCGUGGAUAUGGUCGCAAUAUAAAUAAUUAUAAUAAUCGUGGUGGUCAUAAUUGCUCAUUGGUUCCUAGAAGGAACUCCACAUCGUCCCACCAGAAGUGGAAUUCAAAUGCGACCAAGCAAGCAAAAGAAAAAGCUUUACAGAACAAAGCUCCUGAAAUAUAUGAUGACAAGCCUUGCUAUAGAUGUGGAAUGAAAGGUCAUUGGUCGCGUACCUGUCGUACGCCCAAACAUCUAGUUGAUCUUUACCGUGCCUCAAUGAAUGAUAAAGGAAAAGGAAAGGAAAUUGAAAUGAAUUUUAUGGAUGACGACUUGCCUGUUGAUAUUAUUCACCUUGAUGUUUCUGACUUCUUUGUUAAUCCUAGUGAUAGUAUUAAUCAUUUGAUUGGUGAUGGAAAUAUCCAUACUAAUUAA